CAAUUUACCUCCCGGGGUAUCCGCGAAUAUCUCUGUCUUUUGUAAUUAUCCUACCUUUCCUUCGUUGAGGGUGGAUGUGCUGAUUGGCCGGCCUUGAAAAAAUGGACGAAUGCCUACCUACGAACCUUAGACAUCGAUGUGAGCGUGGCGGCCACACCUGAUGGUUGGGCCGACGCUAUCCGAGAAGACAAAUUCUGUCUCCCACACGAGAGCAUGAUGAAAAUGGGCGAGUUCAUCGAUAAAAUCGAAAAGCCGAGCAAGGACGAGGUGCUCUAUAUCCAGAAACAGAACUCGAACUUGGAAAGUGAGUUCAGUGAAUUGGAGGAUGACAUCUCCCCAAAGCUUCAGAAGUGGGGACAGCAAAUUUUCGGGACUCCUCCCGACGCCUGCAACUUCUGGAUGGGCGACGCAAGAGCCAUAACCUCCACGCACAAGGAUCAUUACGAGAAUCUCUAUUGCGUUAUACGCGGUUACAAGACAUUCACACUGUGUGCUCCCUAUUCCUGCAUGAGGAUACCGCACAGAUCGUGCAAGAAUUUCGCACACAACAGGAACGAGGAUGGUACUUGGACGCUGGAGCCUAUGGAAGGCGAGACCAUUUGGGCAUCGGGGAGUCCCCUCGAGUGGUCGACUGUUAAAAGCAUCAAAGUCAUCGUGAAACAGGGUGACGUUCUCUACCUCCCGUCGCUGUGGUUCCAUCAAGUGGAACAAUCUCACCAAUGCAUUGCGGUCAACUAUUGGUUUGACAUGCGUUUCGACUUGAAAUACUGUUAUUUCAAGAUGGCCGAGAGUUUGAACCCUUCUCUACGAUCGCUCUUGAAAGGAUACCAAGCUGAGGAGGAAGAAGAAUCAUCCACUCAUUCAUAAUUAUAAAUUAUUCAGUCGCCUCGCAUCGAGAGUGAAGAAACGGGACGUUUCUUU
This is a messenger RNA of Galendromus occidentalis (western predatory mite), 921 nucleotides long. Its product is annotated as Jumonji domain containing 7. Bases 214 to 867 code for a protein of 217 amino acids. NCBI's taxonomy places the organism in Eukaryota, Metazoa, Arthropoda, Arachnida, Mesostigmata, Phytoseiidae. The record is from RefSeq and is a predicted model, not a curated record. The transcript has 4 exons.